Messenger RNA from Cordyceps militaris CM01, 663 nucleotides. Its product is annotated as Rab5-like protein ypt5. Gene Ontology annotation, molecular function: GTPase activity; GTP binding. The coding region runs from base 1 to 663 and encodes 220 amino acids. The transcript is spliced from 5 exons. The record is from RefSeq and is a predicted model, not a curated record. NCBI's taxonomy places the organism in Eukaryota, Fungi, Ascomycota, Sordariomycetes, Hypocreales, Cordycipitaceae.
AUGGCCUCCCGAGGACCCCCUGGUGCCCGCGGCCCCUCAAACAACCGCUUUGCUCAGUUUAAGCUCGUUCUCCUUGGAGAGUCCGCUGUCGGAAAGAGUUCCAUCGUCCUGAGAUUUGUCAAGGAUCAAUUCGACUCUUUCCGCGAAUCCACCAUCGGCGCUGCGUUCCUCACCCAAACCAUCUCCCUCGACGAGACCACCACUGUCAAGUUCGAAAUUUGGGAUACCGCCGGCCAGGAGCGUUACAAGUCCCUGGCCCCCAUGUACUACCGCAACGCCAACUGUGCCGUCGUCGUAUAUGACAUUACACAAUCUGCUUCCCUCGACAAGGCCAAGGCUUGGGUCAAGGAACUCCAACGUCAAGCCAAUGAAAACAUCAUCAUCGCCCUCGCUGGCAACAAGCUCGAUCUCGUCACGGAACAGCCCGACAAGCGCGCCAUUCCCGCCGCCGACGCUGAAGCCUACGCAAAAGAGGCCGGGCUUCUCUUCUUCGAAACCUCGGCCAAGACUGCCGAAAAUGUCCCCGAACUCUUUACCGCCAUCGCCAGGAAGCUUCCCCUCGACCAGGCCGGUCCCAGACACGCUCGCCCUGGCCAGCGCCCUGGUGUCAGCUUGGCCCCCGAAAAUUCAAACACAAACGCCGCCGGCCCCUGCAGCUGUUAA